AUUAAUUUUUUCCACGUACUACCAACUGUUUUCUCUUCAGAACAGCCAACUUAAGAUAAUUGAAAUUCCUCGCAGAAUUCAAACUGUCACUGUGACAGAAUUAUCUUGGCCAACGAAAGGUAAAUCUGGUAAAUCAAAAUGGGAAUAGAUUAUUAUGGAAUACUACAAAUUCCAAGAAACAGUGCGGAUUUGGACAUAAAAAAAGCGUAUCGAAAUUUAGCAUUGGAAUUUAAAAAAGAGUUGCUGGAUAAUCCCGAGGCGAAUCAGAUAUUUUCGCUAAUAGGCGAAGCCUACGACGUUCUCAGCCAUCCCCUAAGGAGAGCUAUAUUCGAUCAAUAUGGAGAAGAAGGGCUGAAAAAGGGGGUUCCAAUGGUGGACGGGUGCUUCCCUGCAUACCACUAUCACGGGGAUCCCCUAGCCACCUACAAGGACUUCUUCGGAACAACCUCGCCCUACGCAGACCUCCUCGACGUGUUGAGCAACCCGCCACUGCUGUGCGAACUUGCUGACGGCACGAAGUGCCUGCGCAAGAAGCAGGAGCCCAUCAAGCACCCGCUGCACCUGACCCUUCACGAGGUGUACUUCGGCGGCGUCAAAAAGAUGAAAAUUCACCGGCUGGUCUUCACCAACGACGAGAGGACCGUCACGGAGGUCAAGGAGAAGAUCCUUAACGUGCCGAUCAAGCCCGGAAUCAAGGCGAAAACGGAGAUCGUUUUCCCGGACGAAGGGGACCAGAAUCCUGCUACCAUACCAGCGGAUGUUGUGUUUAUUAUCGAGGAUAGACCACACGAAACUUUCGUUAGAGACGGUGAUAAUCUCGUGAUGACUGUAUCGGUGUCUUUGGAAGAUGCUCUUUUGGGAACCACCGUUACAGUGAAGACAAUUGACCACAGGGUCAUUAGAGUACCCAUAACGGAUGUUAUUAGCCCUGGUUACGAAAAAAUCGUGGAAAACGAAGGCAUGCCCAAACUGGAGGAUUAUCCGGAAAAGGGAAAUCUGAUCAUAAGAUUCAAUGUGGCCUUCCCGACCUACCUGCCGAAGACCUGCAAGGAAAUAUUUAGAAAAGGCUUCCAUUUGUGCAAACUCGAAGGCGGCGGAAUCCAACACGAAGUCAUAAAUAAAAUGGUGCUCGCCGAUAAAAUUCUUCGCGUCGUCCCCGAUGAGCAGAUACCAUUUGUUAUAAGACAUUAUUAAAAAAUUAUGUUAAUUCAUAAAGUGUAAUAUUUAGUUGAAAUUAAAAAAG
This is a messenger RNA of Phyllotreta striolata, 1243 nucleotides long. NCBI's taxonomy places the organism in Eukaryota, Metazoa, Arthropoda, Insecta, Coleoptera, Chrysomelidae. The record is from the annotation of a GenBank genome assembly.